Penicillium antarcticum is the source of this 204-nucleotide messenger RNA. RefSeq lists its product as uncharacterized. The coding region runs from base 1 to 204 and encodes 67 amino acids. The record is from RefSeq and is a predicted model, not a curated record. NCBI's taxonomy places the organism in Eukaryota, Fungi, Ascomycota, Eurotiomycetes, Eurotiales, Aspergillaceae. The transcript has a single exon.
AUGCCGUGGACUGCAUUGAACUAUGUUCGCCUAGAAACCGCCCAUAACCCGAAAGAGAACUCCCCUGGAACAUCCCAGAACCCCAAGAGCAUCAAAAAGAAUCAAGACGACUCGCAGAAAACAAAUCCGAGACCCACUUCCUUACUCCUCCCUAUGUUCCUCAACAUAUCAAAAGCAAAUGCUCCUUCAGGAACGGCGUCGUAG